Molecule: messenger RNA, 392 nt
Organism: Mytilus trossulus (common blue mussel)
Lineage: Eukaryota; Metazoa; Mollusca; Bivalvia; Mytilida; Mytilidae
Product: serine protease inhibitor Cvsi-2-like
Exons: 3
Coding region: 93-356 (87 amino acids)
Source: RefSeq, a predicted model, not a curated record
CUGUGACCUGUGACGAUUAUCUCAGUAUAAAAUAUCAAGUUUCAAGUGAUUGUUAGUUAGAUUUCAAAUUCUUCUCACUAUUGAAUAUUAAGAUGAAGGUUCUCAUUGUGUGCUUGGCUCUAUGUGCAGUUGUUAUGGCUGAAAGAUGCCAACAGACAAGUGACUGCAAGUUAACACUGUGCUCUACAGGCGCCAGUAUUACGUGUAUCCGUGGUGAAUGUACCUGCACGACUUCAUCUGGAUCUACAUGCACCACAGCCCAAGACUGUCACGUGGAAUGCCACGACAGAGAUUCUCACUGUGUUGACGGACGUUGUCACUGCAGACAUGGCGGCAAUCAAAAUUUUGGUCGAUAACUUUUUCACUUUAGCCAUUAAAUAUAUUCAAUAGAU